Acomys russatus (golden spiny mouse) is the source of this 1377-nucleotide messenger RNA. RefSeq names its product DnaJ heat shock protein family (Hsp40) member B4 (gene Dnajb4). The transcript has 3 exons. Gene Ontology annotation, molecular function: protein-folding chaperone binding. The coding region runs from base 219 to 1232 and encodes 337 amino acids. NCBI's taxonomy places the organism in Eukaryota, Metazoa, Chordata, Mammalia, Rodentia, Muridae. Gene Ontology annotation, cellular component: cytosol. The record is from RefSeq and is a predicted model, not a curated record.
UCUGGCGCUGCUGCGUACAUUUAUCUGUAAGUGAACUGCUGGGGAAGGGAUUAGAGACGCUGCCUGCUGCCGCGGGACGCAGCUGAGCAAUUGCUGAUUUGCUUUAACUUGUAAAAUACCCAGCUUGCUUUAUUUUCUCAGAAUCAUUGUGUUGCUAAGCCUGGGGACGCUGUUUUCUUUUACAAAGGGAAAUCUAAGUUCAUUUCAAGGCAUUCGGAAUGGGGAAAGACUAUUAUUGCAUUUUGGGAAUUGAAAAAGGAGCUACAGAUGAAGAUAUUAAAAAAGCUUACCGAAAACAAGCCCUCAAAUUUCAUCCGGACAAGAACAAAUCUCCUCAAGCAGAGGAAAAAUUUAAAGAGGUCGCAGAGGCGUAUGAAGUACUGAGUGACCCUAAAAAGAGAGAGAUAUAUGACCAGUUUGGGGAAGAAGGCUUGAAAGGAGGAGCAGGAGGGACCGAUGGGCAAGGAGGGACCUUCAGGUACACCUUCCAUGGAGAUCCCCAUGCCACAUUUGCAGCCUUCUUCGGAGGUUCCAACCCCUUUGAAAUUUUCUUCGGAAGACGGAUGGGUGGAGGUCGGGAUUCUGAAGAAAUGGAGAUAGAUGGAGAUCCCUUUAGUGCCUUUGGGUUCAGCAUGAAUGGAUAUCCAAGGGACCGGAAUUCCGUGGGACCCUCCCGUCUCAAACAAGACCCUCCCAUCAUUCAUGAACUUAGAGUAUCGCUUGAAGAAGUGUAUAGUGGCUGCACCAAACGGAUGAAGAUUUCUCGAAAAAGAUUAAACCCCGAUGGGAGGAGCUACAGAUCUGAGGACAAAAUUCUCACCAUUGAGAUUAAGAAAGGGUGGAAAGAAGGCACCAAGAUUACCUUUCCGAGGGAAGGCGACGAAACACCAAAUAGCAUCCCAGCAGACAUUGUUUUUAUUAUUAAAGACAAAGAGCACCCCAAAUUUAAAAGAGAUGGAUCGAAUAUAGUUUAUACAGCUAAAAUUAGUUUACGGGAGGCAUUGUGUGGCUGCUCAAUUAAUGUGCCAACGAUGGAUGGAAGAAACAUACCUAUGUCGAUCAGUGAUAUUGUGAAACCUGGGAUGAGAAGAAGAAUUAUUGGAUAUGGGCUGCCGUUCCCAAAAAACCCCGACCAACGUGGUGACCUACUGGUAGAAUUUGAUGUGUCCUUCCCAGACGUCAUAUCUGCAUCAUCCAAAGAGAUCCUUAGGAAGCAUCUUCCUGCCUCAUAGAAUGAGAAGACCCUUGUUACCCAUAUUUUGAUAAGACACUAAAAAUAUAAAAGUACUGGCAGUUGACUGAUGUGAAUUCUGUAUAAAGAUGUGUAAACUCUUUUGAGGGCUCAUUAAAUUGCAUGAAUAGACACGGGUCAAAUAG